AUGCCAGAUAAUUCAAUCGAACGCCACACCUUUCGUGUUUUCAAUCAAGAUUUCACAGUCGAUAAAAGAUUUCAAUUAAUCAAAGAAAUAGGCCAUGGUGCUUACGGUAUAGUAUGUAGUGCUAGGUUUAUGGAGGCCGCUGAAGAUACAACUGUUGCCAUUAAAAAGGUAACUAAUAUAUUCUCCAAGACAUUAUUGUGUAAGAGAUCAUUACGUGAGUUAAAACUAUUAAGACAUUUUAGGGGCCAUAAAAAUAUUACCUGCUUGUAUGAUGUGGAUAUUGUUUUUGACGAAGUGACAAAUAAUUUCAACGGGCUAUACUUGUAUGAAGAAUUAAUGGAAUGUGACAUGCAUCAAAUCAUUAAAUCUGGCCAGCCUUUAAGCGAUGCACAUUACCAAAGUUUUAUUUAUCAGAUAUUAUGCGGACUAAAGUAUAUUCAUUCAGCGGAUGUUUUGCAUAGAGACUUAAAGCCAGGCAAUUUAUUGGUCAAUGCGGAUUGCCAAUUGAAAAUAUGUGAUUUUGGGCUAGCAAGAGGUUAUAGUGAAAACCCAGUGAAAAACAAUCAAUUUUUGACAGAAUAUGUAGCCACUAGAUGGUAUAGGGCUCCUGAGAUUAUGCUAAGUUAUCAAGGGUACACCAAAGCCAUUGAUGUUUGGUCUACAGGUUGUAUAUUGGCUGAGUUACUAGGUUGCAAGCCAAUAUUUAAAGGUAAAGAUUAUGUGGAUCAAUUAAAUCGUAUUUUACAAGUAUUAGGUACGCCAUCCGAGGCUACUUUAAGAAGAAUUGGGUCCAAAAAUGUGCAAGAUUACAUUCAUCAGUUAGGUUUUAUACCUAAAGUUCCAUUUACCACAUUGUAUCCAAAGGCCAAUCCAGAGGCCUUAGAUUUACUAGAAAGAAUGUUAGCGUUUGAUCCUCAACAAAGAAUUACUGUCAAUGAAGCUUUAGAACAUCCGUAUUUAGCUAUAUGGCAUGAUCCAUCUGAUGAACCAGUUUGCGCUACAACCUUUGACUUUGGAUUUGAAGCUGUCAAUGAGUUGGAUGAUUUAAAGCAGUUAGUAAUUAAUGAAGUUUAUGAUUUUAGAAAUUUUGUCAGACAACCAUUUAUUAACGAACAACAGCAGGAACAACAACAAGAGCAACAACAAGAACAGCAACAACCAGACUCUACUGUGAUGUAUGAAGAAGAAUUUUCUAUUCAUGAAAAUAUCCAUAAUGGAAUACCGGUCAAUAACACCAUUGAUGCUAUAGAACAUAUAAAUGAUGAUUCAGUUGUACAAGGGAAUAAUAAUAUGUUUUCGACUUCUUCUUCAAAUGAUGCUUCUGAAUCCUUUAUAGGCAUUUCGGCCGAUAAUUUACCACCGCAUGGAACGGAUUUACCACCAAGACCACAAGAAAUGGAAUUGCCUGAUGAUCAGAUAUUAGGAAUGAACAGUGCUGAUAAGGCUACUGAUUUAUCAAGAUUCACUGAUUCUCCAGGAUUUUCAGCAACUGUACAAGGUUUAAAUAACAAUAACGAUAACACCAAUCACGAUAAUCUAAACAAUAACUUAAUUGACGAACAUAAUGUAUUAAAUGAAUUUUUAGAUCUUGAAAAAGAAUUAGAAUUUGGAUUAGAUAGAAGAUACUUAUAA
Messenger RNA from Saccharomycodes ludwigii, 1632 nucleotides. RefSeq names its product mitogen-activated serine/threonine-protein kinase SLT2 (gene SLT2). Gene Ontology annotation, molecular function: ATP binding; MAP kinase activity. The transcript has a single exon. Gene Ontology annotation, biological process: intracellular signal transduction; protein phosphorylation. Bases 1 to 1632 code for a protein of 543 amino acids. Gene Ontology annotation, cellular component: cytoplasm; nucleus. The record is from RefSeq and is a predicted model, not a curated record. NCBI's taxonomy places the organism in Eukaryota, Fungi, Ascomycota, Saccharomycetes, Saccharomycodales, Saccharomycodaceae.